This is a messenger RNA of Closterium sp. Yama58-4, 1737 nucleotides long. Lineage: Eukaryota; Viridiplantae; Streptophyta; Zygnematophyceae; Desmidiales; Closteriaceae. The record is from the annotation of a GenBank genome assembly.
AUGAAGCGUCGCGAGGUGGCGCUUUGCAAGGAGGCAUCGCAAGGCGUACGCGACGAGAUGCGCACCAAGUACGAGAAGAUGGCUGCCGCGGUAGAAGAAAGGCGCCGAGCAACAUCUGCUGCAGUUGCGGCAGUCCAGGCUGGCGGCGGGAAGCGGCGCAUCACCGACUACUUGGAGGGAGAUGCCGCUGCGGCUAAACGGGAUGCUGACGAGGGCCUUGCGCUGAUGUUUGCGGCCUGCAGAAUCCCGGAGGUCACCAUGGACCACCCGCUGUUCAUCAACGCCAUGCUGCUCGUCAACCGCGCCGGCCACGGCUACGCGAAUGUCCUCCUCAUUAACGACUCCGGCGCCGUCUUCAAGGAGGCGAUCGACUGCGGUAUGGAGCGGAAGACGGGGGGAUACAUUGCGGAGAUUCUGCAGCCGGUGGUGGAGGAGGUAGGACCAGAGAAUGUCGUCGCGUUUUGUAUGGAUGGGGGGUCAAACUAUGCCGCGGCUGUCCAGGAGCUGAUUGCCAAGUGGCCCCACAUUCAGCAGGUCCCUUGUGCUACGCAUGUGAUGGAUCUCCUGCUGGAGGAUGUGAGAAAGAUGGGGUGGGCAAAAGGGGUGGUGGAUCAGACUGGGGAGAUGAUUUCUUUCGCGCGCAACCAUCAUUGGACGCGCGCUUACCUGAGGACCAAGGAGUUGGUUGAGGGGAGGGUGCUGCAGCCGCUGAAGCCGGCGGGAACGCGUUUCGGGACACAGUACAUUGCUGUGUCCCGCCUUUGUCAGUUGCGUAGCACCCUGAACGCGAUGGUGCUGUCCGACAAGUGGAAGGAGUGGGCCGUGGGGUCGCGGAAGGAUGCUGCCGAGGAGUUUGCUGGGCGGGUCCUUGAUGCAGCAUGGUGGCGGACGGCAGAAUUCUUCUGCAAGCUGAUGCAACUGCCCUACAAGACGAUGCGGCAGACUGACGCAGAUGCCACGGGGAUGAUGGGCCGCCUCUAUGAUGUAAUGCUGCAGCUUACGGAGGAUGUCAACAACGUCCUGGACGAGGAUGAGCAGCAGCUGAGUCGCACGGAGAAGGACAAGAUUCGCCGCAUCAUCAAGGACCGCUGGGAUAACAACCUCGCCUGCGCCAUGCACGUUGCUGGCCGAAUCCUCAACCCCGCGAACCAGGAGGAGGAUAUCUUUGGCAGCGAUGUCGAAUGCACCCGGGUUUUCAAGGCGUUAAUCAACCAGCACGUGGAGUUCCUCAUCGGCCACGACGGGAAGGGGAGGGAUGCUGGUCCAGACUACUUGCUUGCCUUGGGUGACGGGCUGAGGGCUUUCUUGGACCUGAAAGGCAGUUUUGGGAUGCCGGAGGCGAUUGCACAGAGGGAGUUGGUGAAGGCGGGUAAGUACAGCAUGGUGAAGUGGUGGCAGUGGAACGGCACAGAUGCACCUCACCUGAUGCACUUCGCCGUGAGGAUGCUAUCUCAGCCUGUAUCGGCAUCCCCUUGUGAGCGUGGGUGGGGAACUUGGGAUGCAGUCCACACAGCCCGCCGGAACCGCCUCGGCUCUAAGAAGUGCCAGGACCUGGUUUUUGUUGCGCACAACUGGAAUGUUGUGCGCAACUGGCACUCGCGCGCAGAUGUGAUGCCGAACGUUGUGCCAGGGAUUGGGGACGAGCCUCCUAUCCCCGAGGGGUACAACGGGUUGGAUGAGACGGAGGUGGAGGAGGAGGAAGGCGAGGAUGACGUCCUGGAGGACGAGUAUGCUUAG